Ipomoea triloba (trilobed morning glory) is the source of this 1839-nucleotide messenger RNA. Its product is annotated as serine/threonine-protein kinase AtPK1/AtPK6-like. The record is from RefSeq and is a predicted model, not a curated record. Gene Ontology annotation, biological process: protein phosphorylation. Lineage: Eukaryota; Viridiplantae; Streptophyta; Magnoliopsida; Solanales; Convolvulaceae. Gene Ontology annotation, molecular function: protein serine/threonine kinase activity; ATP binding. The transcript has 6 exons. Bases 267 to 1673 code for a protein of 468 amino acids.
GGAAAAAUGGUGUUACGUGAAUUACUAAUUUGGGCAUUCAUUGAACUUAUACACGGAGAAGCCACCCCGCAUUAAUCAUUACAUUUCAAUUCCAUCAAAAUCCCCGGCCACCACUUCUCCGCCGUCUUCCGCCGCCUCCCUCCGGCAUCCACCACCCCCGAUGUAGUCGUCUUCUCUUCAACCCGCCCUGGGUUCAAUCUCAGCUGGCUCUCUCUCUCUCUCUCUGCCCAAUCAUCAACCAAACCAAACAAUAUUUCUCCAUCAAUAUGCUUUCUUCUUCUUCUUCUUCUUCUUCUUCUUCUUCCUCUUCUUCUUCUUCUUCAGCUCAGCAGAAGAAAAAGGCUCUUCACUCCCUCCUCGCCUCCAAGCUCACCCACCUCAAAAUCCCCGAAUCCGCUCCCGACCCAGACCUCGAAUUCUCCGAACUCUUCAGCCCACUCGCCGCAUCUUCCCCGCACUUUCCAGGAGACCCACAAGUUAUCCACAGCCGCUCUCACUCCUUUCUCGGCCCUUCCCCGCGCUUCACCCUCCCUAAACCCCUCCCUUUCCCUUUCCACCAAGAAAUCGACUCCGAAGGGGAAAACGACACCGAAAAAGAUAUAGCUGCUGUUAACAAUAAUAACAAUAUUGUUGAAAAUAAUGAUUUGGGGGUCCGAAAGAUUGGACCCGAUGACUUUGAGAUCUUGAGGGUGAUCGGGAAAGGCGCUUUCGGGAAGGUGUUUCAGGUGAGAAUGAAAGGGCGGAGUGCAACAGAGGGCGAUGGAAUUUUCGCCAUGAAAGUUAUGAGAAAAGAUACGAUUAUCAAGAAUAAUCAUGUGGAUUACAUGAGGGCGGAGAGAGAUAUUCUCACCAAAGUUGUUCACCCUUUCAUUGUUCAGCUUAGAUACUCCUUUCAGACAAAGUCAAAGCUGUACCUGAUCUUGGAUUUUAUCAAUGGAGGGCAUCUGUUUUAUCAUCUAUAUAGACAAGGGAUAUUCAGUGAGGACCAGGCGAGGGUUUAUACUGCUGAGAUAGUGUCUGCUGUAUCACAUCUUCACCAGAAAGGGAUUGUGCACCGAGAUCUUAAACCCGAAAAUAUUCUCAUGGAUGCUGAUGGGCAUGUCAUGCUAACUGAUUUUGGACUGGCUAAGGAGAUCGAUGAAUCAAGUAGAUCAAAUUCAAUGUGUGGAACAACAGAAUACAUGGCCCCGGAGAUUUUAUUAUCCAAAGGACACAACAAAGAUGCUGAUUGGUGGAGCGUUGGGAUACUUUUAUAUGAGAUGCUGACCGGUCAGCCUCCAUUCACACACUCCAACAGAAAGAAGCUUCAGGACAAGAUCAUCAAGGAGAAAAUUAAACUUCCGCCACGUCUGACCAGCGAAGCCCACUCUUUGCUGAAAGGAUUGCUACAAAAGGACCCGUCUACAAGGCUAGGCAGCGGGGCUAGAGGAGCCGAUGAGAUCAAGAGUCAUAAAUGGUUCCGAGCAAUCAAUUGGAAGAAAAUCGAAGGCAGAGAAGUGCGGCCAACGUUCAAGCCUGAUGUGAGUAGCAGUGACUGCACAGCCAAUUUCGAUAAAUGUUGGACUACGAUGCCACCGGAUGACUCGCCGGCUGCUACACCAACUGCAGGAGAACACUUCCAAGGUUACACUUAUGUUGCACCUAACCCUUGGCUCUCUUCUAUCAAUGAAUGAGUUUGUAUUUUGAUCAAACAUUCUUGUAUAACACAAAAACAAACAUUUGUAUGUAGCUCUUCAUUCUUUUGCAUACUCCAUUGUUGAACAGCUGUGCAAAUAUGUAUCCCAAAUACAACUCAUAUAGUUUUGAUUACAUGUCAAACUUUAAUAGUUGGGCUUUCAA